Sinocyclocheilus grahami is the source of this 1122-nucleotide messenger RNA. Its product is annotated as chloride intracellular channel protein 5-like. Lineage: Eukaryota; Metazoa; Chordata; Actinopteri; Cypriniformes; Cyprinidae. The record is from RefSeq and is a predicted model, not a curated record. The transcript has 5 exons. The coding region runs from base 73 to 1122 and encodes 349 amino acids.
UUUCGCUGCAACAGGUGAGGGCUCCAACUUCUCCAGACGUCCUCGCACCACAGUCCUGGAAGAGCUUUAAUCAUGGCCACAAACGCCCAAGAAAACUUAUAUGAACAAAUCGAAGAGACGAACGAAAACAUAUAUGAGAGGCCGUAUGAGAACAUUAACAGCAACCCAGAGCCGAAAUAUGAGAAUCAAGGCACGAGUACAGAAAUUCCAGAGGAACCGUUGUACAGCACGCUCAAUCAACCGUACCCAGACUACAUAAAUACGAGAGGAACAUCUCAAGAGGAAGAAGAACAGCCUUCACCAUCCAGUGAACCAGGAGAGCAGCUCGAAAGCGAGAUCAUGGUGGCGUCUCUGUCGAAUGGAGAUGUUAACGGGUCGUCAUUUUUAGAGGAAACUGGAGACCCUUGUGAUGACCAGCCCUCACUGGUCCACGAAGACCUGCUCAUGGCUUACAGUCUCCCAGAAGACGGAUCUCCAGAACCCGAGGAGGUAGUUGACUACAGCCUGAAGGACGUGGAGAACAGCACCGUGGAAGAGACAGCUGCAGUUCCCGACCCGAAUCAGCCUGAUAUUGCGCUUUUUGUCAAGGCUGGUUGUGAUGGCGAGAGCAUCGGAAACUGUCCUUUCUCCCAACGCCUCUUCAUGAUCCUCUGGCUCAAAGGUGUGGUCUUUAACGUCACCACUGUCGACCUGAAGAGGAAACCAGCUGAUUUGCACAAUUUGGCUCCAGGCACUCACCCUCCUUUCCUGACCUUCAACGGUGAGUUGAAGACAGACAUUAACAAGAUCGAGGAGUUUCUGGAGGAGGUUUUGGCACCACCAAAGUACCCCAAACUUGCAGCCAGGCACAGGGAGUCAAACACAGCUGGGAAUGACAUAUUUGCAAAGUUCUCAGCUUUCAUAAAAAACACUAAGCCAGAUGUGAAUGAAGCUCUGCAGAAGGGUUUGACAAAGGCACUCAAGAAGCUUGACGACUACCUGAACAGUCCCUUGCCUGAUGAGGUAGAUGCCGACAGCAUGGAAGAGGAGAAGGCCUCCAACCGCAAGUUCCUGGACGGGAAUGAGCUGACUCUGGCAGACUGCAACCUGCUGCCAAAGCUCCACAUAGUGAAGGUGAGUUGA